Molecule: messenger RNA, 392 nt
Organism: Rotaria sp. Silwood2
Lineage: Eukaryota; Metazoa; Rotifera; Eurotatoria; Philodinida; Philodinidae
Source: the annotation of a GenBank genome assembly
AUGUUUCAUAAUCAUUUAGAAAAUGAACGAUUAACAUGUUCUCCAUGUUCACUUGAUAUUAAUUCAUCAAUAAUCUUUCUUGUUAAACAACAAUUAAUAAAUUGUAUAACAUUAAAACAAAAUCAUAUUUUAGCUGGUAAAUGUUUAUCAAAAUGUUCAUUAUUAUUAAUAAAUAAUAAUCAAGAAAAUCUUGAAGAUGAUCAAUAUGAACAAAUACCAUUAUGGAUUAUUGAUGAUUUAAUAAUGUUUUAUUUAAUUGAUAAAGAACAAUCUAUUGUUGAAUGUACACGUUAUACAUUAAAAACAAUUUUAAAUCAUUCAAUUGGACAAGAACUUUAUCAAAAAUAUAUUAAAAAUGAUUUAAUACAAAUUUAUUCGAAACCAAUUUUAUC